Messenger RNA from Acanthoscelides obtectus, 2109 nucleotides. The record is from the annotation of a GenBank genome assembly. NCBI's taxonomy places the organism in Eukaryota, Metazoa, Arthropoda, Insecta, Coleoptera, Chrysomelidae.
GAUGAAAGCAGGUGAAUGGCACAUCGUCUGCGAGCUUGAGUGUGACACUGCGCUAUGUGCUUAAUCCUUAUCAGACGCGUUGAAAACACUCUGAAUCCAACGAUUCGUCAUGCAGAUAUCGAAUGCUGAUAACGCUCUCCCUCUCUCGUGUGUCAUUGUGUCGCGAAUCUAACUGUAAUCAGUGCAACUUUCAUUCAGGUACACUCGCUGAAGCACCGGUUUUCGCUUAGUUACGGGGAGGUAAACAAAUGAAAAAUGACAACUAAUAGAUUUCACAAGGCAGCUAAGGAUGAGUCUCUAACAGUACUAAAAGAAGCUACAAAGAAGGACUGCAAUUCCAGAGAUGAACAAGGAAUGACUCCAACACUUUAUGCCGCGUUUCAUGGCAAGCUGGACGCUUUGAGGCUUCUAUGUGGAAGAGGCGGUGACCCUGACAAAGCCGACUAUUUCGGCAACACGGCCCUUCAUCUGGCGGCAGCGCAAGGUCACAAGAACAUAGUUACCUUCUUGGUCAACUUUGGAGCGAAUAUUUACGCCACCGACGUGGACGGAAGAACUCCGCAAGAGUUGGCAGGGAUCAACAACAGAGAGGACAUUCUACGGCUUAUUGAUGGAGUUCAUGCUAAACUGGAAGCUACUGAUAAGAAAAAGGCUAAGGCUAUGCAGGAGCGAGCCAAAGAAGAUGCCAAGAAAAGAGUUAAGGAAUUUACAAAGAGAAUGCAGAAACAAGAACAGACCCUUGAGAAAUUAGAACGCAGGAAAAGCAAGACAGACCACAGACCUUCUGUGAUAGAGACAUUGAGAUCCAGGAUGGGCGUGCCCAGCCUAUCUGGUACCGGUACGGUAGAAAGACGGAGCACUUACAGUUCUUUAAUCAGUGGAGGAACCAUGACGGGCAAAGGUACCAUGAGUUCAGUCCAAAGGAAGAUACUGGCGAAUAAAAAUAGCAGAUUAGGAACGAUUGACGACGAAUUCAAGAUAAGUGGGAUAGAAGAUGGAAAACGCACUGUCAACUCAAUUAAAGGCAUUAGAAGAGAUUCUGAAGUCCUUUAUGGAGGAACAUUAGAAGCAACGAACUUCGCAAGAAGAGGAAGACUGGAUGGAGUUUUUAAUGAGGCAGAACAGGUCGGCAGCAAAUAUCCCCCACCACCAGGCGCCCUAAUAAGAUCAAAAUCACAACCAGAUUUCUUCCAAGACGUCGGAAAGAAUGAGAAGAAAGAAAUACCCAGUAUCUUUGUAAGACCGGGAAUAGGAAGCAUCGUAAUAAGAAAAAGUCUGAACAGCACAUUUGGGGGAUUUUAUGGCAAUAAUGAAGAAAGUUCCAUUGGUUCAGGAGAAAGUUAUGGUCCAAGGCAAACUACAGAUGACGAACUUUCAGAUUCUGAAUCAAGUGAAGAGGAAGACAACCCAAAUGGUCCCUUAGAACGAUUCCUAACAGCCUUUGGACUGAGCGAAUACCUUCAGAAGUUCGUAGAUCAAAAAAUUGAUCUGGAUACCCUCAUUAUAUUGACUGAAAGUGAUUUAAAAAGCCUGAACUUGCCCUUAGGUCCAUACAGAAAACUCGUCAAUGCAAUAAACGAGAGGAAGGCUGCUUUGGAAAACCCCGGAGAAGUCAAAGACAGUGUAUUGUAGGUUUUUAAAUAAUUACAUAGAAAUUUGAAAAUCGUUUAAGUUAGAUCUUAGAGGAAUAUUUUUGUCUUGGUUGUACAAUUUUUCUUACUUAUCGCGUGCCUAUUUGAAACAGCUUCAAAUAAAAUCAAUUAGAUUUCAUCUAAAACAAGAAUGGGAUAAAUUGAACCAGGAUUUAAGAGGCUUGAAAUGAAAGAUGACUUUUAGAUUCAGUAUUAUUUAUAAAGAAAUGUCCUAUGAAAACUAUUUAUAAAUUAAAACGGAUUAUUAGCAAAAUAUGCUUUUAAGUCUGUUAAACAGAGUAACUGAACAUGGAUGUACAUUUUGGUUUAUUUAUUGUUUUAUAAAAUUAGCUAGUCAUAAGGAUAAUAAACAAUAAAAACAAUCGACGUCUUACUCCUAAAACGUACCUUGUGCUGUUUAGUAUUUACUGAAACAUACUUACGAUGGGCCCGAACUUCAGUAAGUUUUAUUUUAGUG